GUUUCUUCGUCUAACAGUGUUUUGUUUAACAAACAGAGUAACAAAACUAUCUCGUGGUUAAUAAUUUCGACUUAAAAUACAAACUAUAAAAGUUUAUAAAAAUGUCCAGCUCAGAAUCGGAAGACGAAAAUCUAAAGCAACUUCUGGAAGCGGCUGAUACAAGUCUGUUUAACGAUGCAAUGUUUCGCGAGCCACGUGUGGAAAAUUCUGUUAAACCGGAUUGCGCCGAUAAAAAUAACGUCAUGAUUCGAAUUCCCGGACGCUUUGAAACCCGGACACCAGUCGAGCUUCCCGCAUCUAACAGGUAUCUGAACGAGGAAGAAAGCGUUUUCCAGAGCAACCUAAACGUUACUGAAUCAAUGAAGAAAUUUAUCGGCAAAAAACUCUCCACUCUGAUUGCGAACAGUAUUGCGUUUGUCGAAAUUAAACCGGUUAAACGUGAACCACGCACCUCGGAAUCCAGCGGCGUCAGACUGUUACGAGGCUUUGGGGAGAGAUUGGAAAUUUCGUGUGAAGGUGGAAAUGUACCAGUAGCUAUCGGGCAAGGGAAACCAAUUAAGAGAAGAAUAGUUGAAGAUGAUUUUGCUGUUUCGAAAAAUGAGAUGAUUGAGCAAGCAGCUUAUGAUGCAGAUACCUUGAGUAAAUCCACAGUUGGGUGGACAGAUAGACCGAAAUCCAAACUGUACGAGUACCGACAAGCUGGCAAAUCUGAAGUUUUUACUCUUUCAAUGACUGAUGAAUUUAGCACGGCAAGGAGAAAAAACAAUUGGGACGAUGCAAAGAUUAAAACUUUUCGUAGAAAUCGUUAAUUUUGUUGCAAUAUACUUUUAAUUACGUUUUUAUUCGAUUAAUAAAUUUUCGGAUUGAGAACUGCGUCGUCCAACA
This is a messenger RNA of Culex quinquefasciatus (southern house mosquito), 885 nucleotides long. RefSeq lists its product as uncharacterized. Lineage: Eukaryota; Metazoa; Arthropoda; Insecta; Diptera; Culicidae. The transcript is spliced from 2 exons. The record is from RefSeq and is a predicted model, not a curated record. The coding region runs from base 102 to 809 and encodes 235 amino acids.